AUGAAUCGAGGGGUGUGCCCUUCGAUGUGCAAAGUCUGUCGACAUCCGGCAACUGGAUAUCACUAUGAUGUGCCUUCUUGCAAUGGAUGUAAGACAUUUUUCCGGCGAUCUAUACUUGAUGGAAGAAAAUAUUCAUGUCUGAAAAUGAAAAAGUGUUUGAGUGGAGAUGAUCCAGUCGAUUUGGCGAGACGAAUGUGUAGAUCUUGUCGAUUUGAAAAGUGUGUAGAUGCUGGAAUGAAUCCUUCUGCGAUACAAGCAGAUGUAAAAAGUUCAGAUGGAGAGAUAUUGAAGAAGGAGAUAAUGAUGAAACAAAGAAGUUCGUAUGAGGGAUUAGGCAGUCCUCAGGUUUUGUCAAGCUUCGAAGAUAAAGUCAAUGAGAUAAUUGAUAGAUUGACUGCGAUGGAAAUGAAAAUUGAGCCUUUGUAUAAAGAAGGUCUACCUACUGGAUAUAAAGACUCUCGAAUACUAGAAGACGUAAUAAAUUCUCCAAUGAUACUCCGAUACGAACAAAUUCCAAAUCUAGAAUAUUGCCCCGUUAUAGAUGAAUUCACCGGAAAACUGAAAGUCAGUGGUGCCGGUUACAUUCAUUGUUGUUAUCUUGCUAGUAUAGAAUAUUCCAAAAUGUUUGAUUUCGUUCAUAAAAUUGAUUUAGCAAGCAAGUUGAUCCUGGUGAAACAUACAACUAUCAUGUGUGCAGAUAUGAUGACUUCUUUCUUCUGUUACAAUGAACUGAAAUCCGAUAAAUUGAUUCAUCCGAAUGGUUUACGAUGUGGACCUCCAAGACCAAGGUACGGAGAUGUUGGAGCAAAGCAUCAAAUUUCAAUGCAGAAAACACUGGUCACUGUCCUCAGAAAUGAAUUGAAUCGAGUCGAAUAUGUUCUUCUCAAGGCAAUUGUACUUUGCAAUCCAGCGGUUUCCGGUUUACCCGAAUCGGUUCAAGAAGUUAUCGGAAAGGAAAGAGAACAAUACGUUCGAACUCUUCUGACAUACUGUCUUCUCAAUUAUGGAUCUAUUAAUGGACCUUCGAGAUUCUCAGCCCUUCUCGCUAUCAUGUCAGUUCUGGAGAGCCAACAAAAGAAUGCAAAGGAUUUCCAUUUGCUGGCCAAAGCAACAAUUUUAAAAGAUCUGGAACGGUACACUCGUAUCAGUAAACUUUAUGAACAAAUCAUGGAAUCUUAA
Messenger RNA from Caenorhabditis remanei, 1179 nucleotides. RefSeq lists its product as uncharacterized. The coding region runs from base 1 to 1179 and encodes 392 amino acids. Gene Ontology annotation, biological process: regulation of transcription by RNA polymerase II; cell differentiation; anatomical structure development. Gene Ontology annotation, molecular function: zinc ion binding; RNA polymerase II cis-regulatory region sequence-specific DNA binding; nuclear receptor activity. The record is from RefSeq and is a predicted model, not a curated record. NCBI's taxonomy places the organism in Eukaryota, Metazoa, Nematoda, Chromadorea, Rhabditida, Rhabditidae. The transcript is spliced from 7 exons.